AUGGGUUCUAAGCAGUCCUCUCUGUCUGACAGCUCAACGGAAACGAGUCCAGACAGCUACAACGCGGCGCACUUCAGCAACGGCGCCGCCACUGGUCACCACAAUCACCACCAGCAAAAUUACAACAACGCAAAGCAACUCAAGAAGCGGAAAAGCCUGAAGAAGGCGGCAGCUGCGGGCAACCUGCAGCUGGUCACUACUCCGGUGGCCAAUCAGUCGAGUACGCCUUCAUUUCGUGAUAAAAUUGACCACCUGAAGAUGGGCGUCAGCUUCGACACCAGCGACUCCUCGGAGAUGCCCGACGCCGAGGAGCUCGAACGGCGAUUUCUUAAAAUUCUCACCUCUAUGGACCUGCCGCCGGACAAGGCAAAGGUUCUGCGCGGCUACGAUGACGACCGAAAGUGGGAGAUGAUUCGCGACCAGGAGAAGGUGACGGCGAGGCAGUCGCCGCAGUCGUACCUCGAAAAGCUAAACACCUACCUGGAUCCGAAAGCUAGUCGCAACUCGAAGAAGAUUCGCAACCUGGGCGGCUUUACCAGCACUCAGGUGCUGCGCGACCUGGAGAUCAGCCUGCGCACCAACAACAUCGAAUGGGUGCGCGAGUUUCUCUCCGACACCAACCGCGGUCUGGACAUUCUCAUUGAGUACCUCAAGUUUCGUCUGGCCACGCAAAAGGAGGAACAGCUGAGAGAGCUGAAGGAGCAGCAGCAGCAGCAACAACAACAACAGCUGCUCCUUCUGCAGAACAACAGCAGCUUCCACCACCACCACAACACCUCCACGGGGACGCUCCACGGAGAGCACUCCUCCAGUCAGGAGCUGAACCACUCGACGCACUCCGGACCGACUUCGGGCCACUCUGCCGCGUCCUCCUCGGGCCACCCAACCUCACAUCACUCGACCACUGCCUCCUCCAGCCACCACCUCACCCGAAGGCCGUCCCACCACCUCACCCGAAGGCCGUCGUACCUCUUCUCUCGGCAGCACUCCACCAAGGUGAAGCUAGGUCAGGUGGGCGACGACGUGCACGUCUGCAUCAUGUGCCUGCGCGCCAUCAUGAACAACAAGUUUGGUUUCAAUCUGGUGAUGGAGCACUGCAGCGCCAUCAACUGCAUCGCCCUCAGCCUCAACCACAAGAGCCUGCGUACAAAGUCGCUGGUGCUGGAGCUGCUGGCGGCGAUCUGUCUGGUGAAGGGCGGCCACCAGAUGAUCCUCGCCGCCUUUGACCACUUUAAGGAGGAGCUGAAAGAACAGCGCCGUUUUCAGACUCUGAUGCACUACUUUAUCAACUUUGAAACCUUCAACAUUGACUUUAUGGUCGCCUGUAUGCAGUUUAUUAACAUCAUCGUCCACUCUGUUGAGGAUAUGAACUUUCGCGUUCACCUGCAGUAUGAGUUUACGCAGCUCGGUCUCGAUGACUACUUGGAGAACAAGCUGAGCAACACCGAGUCAGAGGACCUGCAGGUGCAGAUUCAGGCGUACCUCGAUAAUGUCUUCGACGUGGGCGCGCUGAUGGAGGACGCCGAACAAAAGAACACCACCGUGGAGCGAUGUCAGAUGCUGAUUCAGCAGUUGUCGCACUCGCACGAACUGGAGCGAGAGUGGGAGGCCAAGUUCCACGAAUUGAAGCAGAACUACGGCGAACUGGAGGAGGAACGGGAGACGCUGCUGGCCGACAAUCGGGUAAUGCAUGAGGAGCUGGGUCGCAUCAGGCAGUGCGUCAACGCAAAGGAGGAGGAAUCGAGGAGGCGGGAGUCACUGCUCGAGUCGAAGAUUCUAGAGCUGGAGCAGAAGGGCGCACAAAUGGUGACCGGCGGUGGGCCGCCGGUGCCAGCCAAACCACUAGUCAACACCACCAGCACGGCAUCAUCGCCCAUCAACACUGCGGCUGCUGCUGGGUCGCCCUCCGCUGCCUCACCACUGGGCGGGAAGUCGAUGGCGAAUGGACCCAGUUUGGGUG
Molecule: messenger RNA, 1960 nt
Organism: Rhagoletis zephyria (snowberry fruit fly)
Lineage: Eukaryota; Metazoa; Arthropoda; Insecta; Diptera; Tephritidae
Source: RefSeq, a predicted model, not a curated record